This is a messenger RNA of Lagenorhynchus albirostris (white-beaked dolphin), 1173 nucleotides long. It is a transcript of the gene LHX4, whose product is annotated as LIM homeobox 4. Gene Ontology annotation, cellular component: nucleus. Gene Ontology annotation, biological process: regulation of transcription by RNA polymerase II; neuron differentiation. NCBI's taxonomy places the organism in Eukaryota, Metazoa, Chordata, Mammalia, Artiodactyla, Delphinidae. Gene Ontology annotation, molecular function: DNA-binding transcription factor activity, RNA polymerase II-specific; RNA polymerase II transcription regulatory region sequence-specific DNA binding. Bases 1 to 1173 code for a protein of 390 amino acids. The transcript has 6 exons. The record is from RefSeq and is a predicted model, not a curated record.
AUGAUGCAGAGCGCAGCUGUCCCCGCGGAGGGGGCUGUCAAGGGGCUCCCGGAGAUGCUUGGUGUGCCGAUGCAACAGAUCCCCCAGUGUGCUGGCUGCAACCAGCAUAUCCUGGACAAGUUCAUCCUGAAGGUCCUGGACAGACACUGGCACAGCUCCUGCCUCAAGUGUGCAGACUGCCAGAUGCAGCUAGCUGACAGGUGCUUCUCCAGGGCCGGGAGCGUCUACUGCAAGGAGGACUUCUUCAAGCGCUUCGGCACAAAAUGCACGGCCUGCCAGCAGGGCAUCCCCCCGACCCAGGUGGUCAGGAAGGCGCAGGACUUCGUCUACCACCUGCACUGCUUCGCCUGCAUCAUCUGUAACCGGCAGCUGGCCACGGGGGACGAGUUCUACCUCAUGGAGGACGGACGGCUGGUGUGCAAGGAGGACUACGAGACGGCCAAGCAGAACGAUGACUCAGAGGCCGGAGCUAAGCGACCCCGGACCACCAUCACGGCGAAGCAGCUGGAGACAUUGAAGAACGCCUACAAGAACUCCCCUAAGCCCGCCCGGCACGUGAGGGAGCAGCUGUCCUCGGAGACAGGCCUGGACAUGAGGGUCGUACAGGUUUGGUUUCAGAACAGAAGGGCCAAGGAAAAGCGGCUGAAGAAGGACGCGGGGCGGCACCGCUGGGGGCAGUUCUAUAAGAGCGUCAAGAGGAGCCGGGGAGGCAGCAAACAGGAGAAGGAGAGCUCGGCAGAGGACUGUGGGGUUAGUGACAGUGAGCUGAGCUUCCGAGAGGAUCAAAUUCUCUCAGAACUUGGCCACACCAAUAGGAUUUAUGGCACCGUGGGGGACGUUACAGGCGGACAGUUAAUGAAUGGGAGCUUCUCCAUGGAUGGGACAGGACAAUCCUAUCAGGACUUGAGGGAUGGGAGCCCCUAUGGAAUCCCCCAGUCUCCAUCCUCCAUCUCGUCCCUGCCAUCCCACGCUCCUUUGCUCAAUGGGCUGGAUUACACGGUGGACAGUAAUUUGGGCCUCAUUGCGCAUGCAGGGCAGGGAGUAAGCCAGACGCUGAGAGCCAUGGCUGGGGGACCCACCUCUGACAUCUCCACAGGAAGCAGUGUAGGCUAUCCCGACUUUCCAACUAGCCCAGCCUCUUGGCUCGAUGAAAUGGAUCAUCCUCCUUUUUAA